Molecule: messenger RNA, 870 nt
Organism: Hansenula ciferrii
Lineage: Eukaryota; Fungi; Ascomycota; Saccharomycetes; Phaffomycetales; Wickerhamomycetaceae
Gene: CSL4
Product: exosome non-catalytic core subunit CSL4
Exons: 1
Coding region: 1-870 (289 amino acids)
Biological process (GO): RNA processing
Cellular component (GO): nuclear exosome (RNase complex); cytoplasm
Molecular function (GO): RNA binding
Source: RefSeq, a predicted model, not a curated record
AUGAGCAUUGAAAUACCCAGCUUCACAGUCCCAGGUCAACCACUUUGUCCAACUCUACAGAAAACUAAAGAUCCUAAAUUGGUACAUAAAUUCGAACCUGGUAAUGGGGCAAUUUUACAACAAGUUGAAAUAAAUAAUAAAAAAACAUCAAUUAUUUCAUCAACUUUAGUUGGUAAAGUUCAAAUAGAGGAAAUAUUAGAAGACGAAAAAGAAACUACAGAUGGACAAGAUGAAGAAGAAUCAAAAAAUUCACAAAAAGAAGAUAAUGAAGAAUAUAAUAUAAAAAAAUUUAAAAUUUCAGUUAUACCAAAUUUAAAAAAUCAAUAUAAUGAAUUUGAUUUUAUAAAUAAAGAAACAACAAAUACAAAUUUCGCAACAAAUUUACCAAAAGAAGGUGAUAUUGUAUUAUCAAGAGUUACAAAAUUAAAUUUAAAACAAGCAUUUGUUGAAAUUUUAGCAGUUGAAGGAUCUGGUAAUGUAUUAACAGAUUCUGGUAUUGGAUCAAAUGGUCAUGGAAUUAUUGCUCCAGGUGGUGGUUCAGGUGCUGCUACUUUUUCUAUCCAUCAAGCUUCUUCAGAUUUAGGUGAAACUUUUAAAGGUAUAAUAAGAUCUCAAGAUGUUAGAUCAACUGAUCGUGAUAAAGUUAAAAUUAUUGAAAGUUUUAAACCUGGUGAUAUUAUAAGAGCUCAAAUUUUAUCUUUAGGUGAUGGGACCAAUUAUUAUUUAACCACUUCAAGAAAUGAUUUAGGUGUUGUUUAUGCUAAAUCUUAUAAUGGUGCUGGUGGAUUAAUGUAUGCUAUUGAUUGGCAAACUAUGGUUUGUUCAAAAACUGGUGAAUUAGAAUCUCGUAAAUGUGCAAAACCAUUUUGA